AUGAGCGAAAUCACGAUCGCCGCCGAACCCUUUUUCGACCGUCUCGCGAACCUCUACAGCAUCUGGAAGAAUGAUAAGAGGAGCAGCGAUGGCCUCUUCAACGGCGCCGACUCCAUCGUAGUCCUUACCGGAAAGGCGGAGCAGGAUGCUAGCAUCUACCAGAAGAACAAUACCCUGCACUUCUGGUUGCUUGGCUAUGAGUUCCCAGCUACGUUGAUGGUCUUUACCCAGGCCACCGUGUAUUUUGUCACUACUGAGAAGAAAGCUAAGCACUUGAAGAAUCUCAAGAAUGGCAAGAUCCCCGUCGAAAUCCUCACUGUCGAAGCGAAGAAACCCGAGACCCGCACCGAAGCUUUUCAAAAGUGCAUUGAAGUCAUCAAAGCUGCAGGCAAGAAGGUGGGCGUCAUCAGCAAGUUCGACGCCACCGGUCCCUUCGUCGACGAGUGGAAACGUAUGUUCAGCGAAACCGCAAAAGAGCUGGAGGAAGUCGACAUCUCGACUGCCUUGUCCAUGGCUUUCGCCAUCAAGGAUGAGAACGAGUUGCGCUCGGUGCGUAGUGCCGCCCUAGCCUCCAGCGCCGUUAUGUCCGAUUAUUGGAUUGAGGAAAUGUCCGAUGUGCUCGACGCUGAGCGACAGAUCAGUCACAGCAAGUUGGCGGAUGGCAUCACUCGCAAAAUCGAUGAUGCGAAGCUCUUCAAAAAGGUCGCCAAAUUGCCAGAAGACUUCGAUAUCGGUCAGCUGGACUGGGCUUACGGUCCGAUCGUCCAAAGUGGCGGCGAGUAUGAUGUCCGUCUGGCCUCUCAGCCCGUCACCAACAAUAGCAAUCUCCAUUCAGGCUGCAUCGUCGCUGGACUGGGGCUACGAUACAAGACAUACUGUGCAGCGGUCGCCCGUACCUUCCUGGUCGAUCCGAGCAAGUCUCAGACUACCAACUACAAGAUCUUACUUGCUGCGCAUGAGGCGGCUAUAGAAGCGGCCAAGGAUAAUGUCCCGGCCAAAGACGUCUACAACAAAGCUCUAGGAGUGAUCAAGUCGAGGAAGCCCGAGCUCGAGAAGAACUUUGCUAAGAACGUUGGUGCCACGAUUGGUAUUGAGCUGAAAGAUGCAAACUUCACCCUGAACGGCAAAAAUUCGCGCGUACUGCGUGACGGCAUGACCCUGAGCAUCACGACGAGUCUGUCGGAUCUGACCAACGACAAGCCACAGGAUAAGAAGGGAUCUAAUUACAGCCUUCUCUUGGUCGACACAAUUCGUGUGACAGCACGGGAACCAGCCAUUUUCACCAAGUCUGCGCCAACUGACCUGGACAGUAUCGAGUUCUACUUCAAAGAGGAUGAAGAAGAGUCCAAGCCGAAGAAGAAAGAAGAGAAGAAGCCUGGCCGAAGUGCUGUGGCCACAUCGAACAUCAAGUCUUCCCGCCUUCGAAAUGCGAAUCGUCAAGACAACGCCAAGGAGGAGGAAGAUCAUCGUCGAAAGGAGCAUCAGAAAGAACUCGCGCAGCGAAAGCAGCGCGAAGGCCUUGAGAAGUACAGUGAAGCCACCGGUGGGCUGGAUGGCGACAACGAGAAGAAGUUCAAGAAGUUCGAGUCGUAUCGAAGAGACGAGCAGCUCCCUGCUAGAGCAAAGGAUCUUAUCGUCUACGUUGACACGAAAGCAUCGACAGUCAUCCUACCGAUCAUGGGCCGCCCCGUGCCGUUCCACAUCAACACCAUCAAGAGUGUCAGCAAAUCAGACGAAGGCGAAUACACUCAACUUCGGUUCAAUUUCCUGUCUCCCGGUCAAGGUGUCGGCCGCAAAGACGAUCAGCCUUUCGAAGACCCUCAAGCUCACUUCAUCCGGUCGCUUACUGUGCGGUCGAAGGACCAAGAUCGUUUGUCUGAUGUCGCAGCUCAGAUCACUGAACUUCGGAAGGCUGCCGUACGUCGUGAGCAAGAGAAGAAGGACAUGGAAGAUGUUGUCGAACAGGAAAAGCUGGUCGAAAUCCGAAAUCGACGUCCACUCAAGCUCGGCGAUGUCUUUCUCCGACCUGCUCAGGAUGGAAAGCGUGUCCCGGGAGAGCUUGAGAUUCACCAAAAUGGUCUUCGCUAUGUUUCGCCGCUGAGGAAUGAGCACGUUGAUGUCGUAUUCAGCAACAUCAAGCACCUUUUCUUCCAACCUUGCGUCGGAGAGCUUAUCGUGCUCAUUCACGUCCACCUGAAGAGUCCCAUCAUCAUCGGCAAGCGCAAGACCAAGGACGUGCAAUUCUAUCGAGAAGCUACCGACAUGGCCUUCGAUGAGACUGGCAAUCGCAAACGCAAGCACCGAUUUGGCGACGAAGAAGAGUUUGAGCAGGAACAGGAAGAGCGCAGACGUCGUGCCGACCUAGAUCGCCAGUUCAAGAGCUUCGCCGAGAAGAUUGCCGAUGCUGGCCGCGAACAGAAUGUUUCUGUUGAUAUUCCUUUCCGGGAUCUCAGCUUCAACGGUGUGCCACAUCGCAGCAAUGUCCUUAUGUCGCCUGCGACGGACGCACUGGUUCAGCUUACGGAACCUCCUUUCACGGUCAUUACACUAGAUGAGAUCGAAGUUGCUCAUCUUGAACGUAUUCAGUUCGGUCUCAAGAAUUUUGAUCUCGUCUUCGUCUACAAGGACUUCAACCGCCCGCCAAUUCACGUCAACACGAUCCCGGUAGAGUCCCUCGAUCGUGUUAAGGAGUGGCUUGACAGCGUCGAUAUCGCCUGUACCGAAGGUCCCCUCAACCUCAACUGGGCUACUAUCAUGAAGACUGUCUCAACCGACCCGCACAGCUUCUUCAAGGAAGGCGGUUGGUCGUUCUUGACUCAAGACUCGGAUGAUGAGGGUGCCGAAGAGUCCGAGGAGGAAAGUGCCUUCGAGAUGGAUGAUGCUGAGCUUGCCGAGAGUGCCAGUGAGAGCGACGAUGAGUCCGACUUCGAUGACGACGCAAGCGCUUCGGAUGAUGAGGGUGAGGACGAGAGCGGCCUCAGUGAUGAAGGCGACGAUUGGGAUGAAAUGGAGAGCAAAGCUAAGAAAGAAGACAAGCGUGGCGCGGCUGACGAUGAUCACGGCAAGAAGCGCAAGCGCUGA
This is a messenger RNA of Cyphellophora europaea CBS 101466, 3081 nucleotides long. RefSeq lists its product as uncharacterized. The record is from RefSeq and is a predicted model, not a curated record. Gene Ontology annotation, molecular function: nucleosome binding. Gene Ontology annotation, biological process: transcription elongation by RNA polymerase II; positive regulation of transcription elongation by RNA polymerase II. NCBI's taxonomy places the organism in Eukaryota, Fungi, Ascomycota, Eurotiomycetes, Chaetothyriales, Cyphellophoraceae. The transcript has 3 exons. The coding region runs from base 1 to 3081 and encodes 1026 amino acids. Gene Ontology annotation, cellular component: FACT complex.